This is a messenger RNA of Paramecium octaurelia, 4594 nucleotides long. The record is from the annotation of a GenBank genome assembly. Lineage: Eukaryota; Ciliophora; Oligohymenophorea; Peniculida; Parameciidae.
AUGCUUUGUGGAAUUAUCUCAUUGAUUUUGCUAAUUGAAUCUUCUUAUCAAUGGUGUUGUAUGUUAUUGCUCUAUUGUAGAAACUAUCUAGUAGAAUGUUACAUAUUAUGCCACAAAAGGCGAGCAGAUUAGGUGGAGAGUGGACUCAUUAAUCGCAGGCAAUGGACUUGAUUUCAGUUUGAUACCAAACUCAACCAUUAUGAGAUAUCACCCAGCCUUCGAUUAAAUAUCGGAUGAAAAAACUCAUUUUGGAAGUACGAUCCAUUCAUCAACAUCAUAGCUCUAAUUUAGACAGGUGCCAUAAGAGCCUACGACAUAGCAAGUUCUGGAGCUUGGACAAACUCAUUCGCAUUUUUGGAAUUGGACGACAAGAAAAACAUAUACGACAUAUAUUAUGUUGAAGGGUAACAUAUGAGAUUAUAAUCUAUGUAGAAAUGCCUUGUAAAUGGACAAGACUCCCUCGUUUGAAAAAAAGAUUACAUUGACCGAGAGCAAUGCAGUUAUAGAUUGUUUUGAUCUUGAAUACAUCAAUCGUGACUUAUUCAUAGUCGAUUGUGCUGAAAGGAAUUCUGCUACUCCAACACAACCGAUGAAAAAUUAUCUAUAUGUGGUGGACAAAUUAGACUCACCUAUUACUGCUAGCGGUAAAAGAGUCGAAGUCUCCAAUCACAAAUAAUACAAAUAAGUGAAAGGAAGGAAAAUAUAAUACCAUGUUUAUUAUAAAAAAGGAACUGGGGAAGAAUUCGGAGUCGAUCGUCCACAACCUCCCAGUCCCAUCAGAAUGUUGCUAAGAGGAUAACAGGCCUUCAAUUCUGAAACAGGUAAUGCCACAGUGUUAGAUCACGAUUGCUUUAUUGAUAUAGUAAUUAGAUUUGAUAAUGAAACCUUUCAAGAGGCUGGCAUCUUAGACAAAACAAAGAUUAGUGCAGACACUAAACAGACUGUCAACUUCACUUUAAUCGACUUCAAAGUGCAACCCAAUGGUGAUGUCUACAUUUUGGAUGCUGAUCAAGGAAUAUAUGUAUAUAAAGUGACAGAGGAUGGACAAUGGGUUUAUGCUAAAACAAUCUAGACUCUUAAUUAAAAGGCUUAUGCCUUUGAUGUUGUUGACUUGUUGAAUGACGAUGGCUAUUCAGAAUUGGCCUUAGUUGUUUUGUAUGAAUCCAAUCUGUUAGUCACUGUGGCAUCAGUGUAAAGGAAUGGAUACAAUUUGCCAUUCAAAGCAUCCUUGCCAGUUUCAGUUUCAUUCAGUGAUAAGUAUGUGGUUGUGGUGCAUUAAUAAACGUUAUACCUGUAUAAUAUGAUGUUCCCAUUUUUACUUCACUAAGAAAUCUUGAUAUCCUCAACACUGUUGGUUAAUCCUUUUGCUCCUGAUGUCAUUGUAGUUUCACCAACCUUAACUAGAAGGUAUGAAUUGAGUGAUGGAUAUUUGGCAUCAGAGAAUUCGGUACAAAUAGAAAAAUCAACAUUGACCCUGUAUGGAACUGAUGGUAAUAAAAUCUGCAGUAGUAAAAUUAAUUACUAAGUCUUGGCUCCUGAUGAUGCCAAUAUUUAUGAUUUGGGUCACGAUCCUUUCCCUAGUAUGAUCACAUAUCCAGCUGAGCCAUUCUUACUAUAAGAUCUAGCAUCUGGACCAAAUCUUUAAUACGUCACUCCAGAUUUUAGUCAGGACCACGUUGAAGUCCAAGUGCAUUUUCUAUGGGAAAUAGAACUCAGGAAUGUCAGUUUGUUUGAUGCCAAAGAUGUUGCCUAUGCAGAUCUCUUAGUCGACCCUCAUCAUCAUAACAAUAAUAAGUUUUAUCUAUUUCUAUAGCAUAAAAAUAAGACUGUCAUUAUUUGGGAUUGUUAAUCCUAUAGUUACAAAGAUAAUCAUACUAACUGUGAGAAGUAGGAUCAAUUUGAUUUACCUGUUUAAUUAAGUAGAACCAACUCCUAAUUUGAUUGGAAGACAUUUGAAUAAGAAGUAGUAACUUUCUAAUUCUAAGUCAGCGAUUAUGAAAUUGUAUUUUAUAGUAAUUUUGAUGGCGAUCAUUAGAAAAUAGGUAAUAUUACUUACGAGGCUUCACCAGAAUAUAAAAUUACCUCGUUUACAGCAUUAAAGUAAACCAUUUAUGUUGUUUAACAUGCUUAAAAAGAAGUUGAUAUCAUAUUUUCAGUGUAUCCAACUCUAGUUAAAUAUCCAAUUUAUUCGAAUCUGAUUGAUGAAUAUUAAACAGGGUGUUCUUGGACUCCAAAAAGAGUAUAUGGAAAUUCAUAUACCAAAAGUGACUUCAUAUUUGUUUUGACUGAUGAUUGUGUGAUUAUUGGUGAAUUAAGAACUCAUUUCGUGUUAUUAAAGGCUAUUGCUAUUGAACCUGAUGCUGAAAUUGAAGUUGCAGUGGGUGAAAAGACAUUCUAUAUCAUUUCCAAGGGGAAAAAGGACAUCAUCGAAGAAUUCAACUAUGAAAACUUAAAUGAUAUUUACCCAAUGAAGGCUAUGCCAUUGUAUGGAAGAUACUCUUUGUAAUCUCCACUCACCAUAGAUUUCGUUUUCGAAACAGGAUUCUUAUUUGUGAGAGCCUAUGAUUCUGUUGAGAAGGAGACUGUCAUUUUAAUCUACGAAUCCAAUAUCUUGUAUAGAAAUUCAUUACAUAAGGUAUUAAAAACACAUGAAUUGAUACCUGAUAAAUAAGUAUUAGAAACUGCUGCUUCUGGCUAAGAUUAGAUGUUUGUUUAUUUUAAUGAUUUGAAAACCUAAAGAGUCAUGGUAUUCCUAAGGGAUUCAUUGAUGGAAUUGGUACCCAACCAUCUAAGUGAUGCUUACACAACAUCAAUGAAAGCAGCUGUCGGUAUAUCUAAUACCUUGUCAGAUUCAAAAACGAGUGUAAUAUAUCCAGUUAAAUUUAUUAACACUCAAUCUAUGGUCAGAGUUAACGUUAGUCUUUUGGCCAAAACAGUUUUCCAUUUCAAUUCCACCGAGAAUGCUCAAUAUUUAAAUUUCACUAAUGAUGGAUUGUAUUUUGGUCACGUUACUAAAUUCUAGAUUACUUGCAAAUAAUGUGAUGGUAAACUUAUCAGCAUCAUUAAUCCCCUAACUGCAAGUAGCGAAGGAACCUAAUUUGCUAAUUAUGAAAUUAUUGCUGGUGCUGCAUUCAAGGACUCAGUCGUGUAUUUGGCAGAUCCUAAAUCAUUGAUAUUUUAAAAUAGUGAUGAUGACACUGUUAAAUUUGUCCAUAAGAUAGAACCUGGCACUCAUUGCACUCAAUUAACAACUUACAACGACUAUGUAUUAGUGACUUGUAUCAACAAUGCAGAUACUCUAUUAUACAUUGUUAGUUGUGACAUUGAAAAAGCAACAUGCUCAACUAUCCAAUCAGACAAUCCCAAUAUUGGAACGUUCGGUCUAGUAUCUAAAGUUUUGUAUGUUAAUUCUUACCUUUAUAUUUUGGAUGCUGAUCAGGAUCAUCCAAUUUCUAAAAAAGGAGUUCUACACGUUUAUUCAUUGACUGUAGAUUCAAAGUGGAGUGUUAAGAAUGAAAAAGUACUUGAUGAGAAAUACUUCGAACUGUCAAAUGUUAAUGACUUCUAUAUCACUGAUUUUGAUGUCGUAUAAUUCUAAUAGGGAAAUACCUUUUAUUAGAAAAUUAUGAUUUAAACUGUAUUUGGGUAGAUCUUCUUUGUUUAAAUGUACAAUGAUGGUGGUUUAAUAAAAGACAACCAUAAGCAAAAUUAUAAUCUAGCUUCAUUUUUGAACAAAGACUACGCUGUCAAAGAAAACACCUUCUUCUAUUAAAUAAGAGCAUACAAAAGUACUACAAAUUCAAAUACCUUCGAUGCAACUGUUAUUGCAACUACUAACAAUGUUGCUCAAUAUGCCAUAACAUUUUCAUUUGAUAUCAGUGAUCCUCUUAAUAAGGGUUCACCUUUAAAGGAUACCAGCGUUCCAUUUUUAUUGAAUCAUUAUGGAACUAUGAAGACCUUGAAUAAGUUUGCCAUUGGAUAAGGACAUGCUGCUGUUCCUUAUUAUAAUUCAUCUCAUCUAAUGAUUAGCAUGUAUUAAUUGCCAGCCACAACAGCCUUAGGUGCUGAUUCAACAGCUAAGAUGUUAACAAUCUCUGGAGCAGAAAUUGUUAAGCACAUUGCUUCCAACUCUUAAUUCGCUCUUGUUAUCUAAAAACCUACAAAUUAAACUGAGGUAUUUAAUAUGUAUAAUAUAAAAGCCCUCAAUUUAUACAAACAUAGAAUAAGAUGGCAAAACCUAUAAUUAUGUAGUCAAGAAAUACACUAUUCAUGAUGUUCCUAAAAUUAAAAUAGUGUCUGGAGACAAAGUACAAACUUAGAUAAUAGAAUUGUAAAUUGAAAAUGAUUACAGUUCUGCACUAGGAGCCUUUGAAAUUAUUAAUAAUAAUAAUCCUCCUCCUCCUCCUGACGAUGGUGAUGGUGGAAGGUAUUCUUUUAUUUAUUAUACUUUAGUUCCCUCGUUUGGCUUUGGAUCUUACUAGGAAUUUUAGGCGGACUUGCUUUAUUGGGUGGAGCCUUUUUUGUUUAUAAUAAGUUCUUUAAAAAGACUCCAUAAGUGGCAUCAAGUGCAAAGGUAUCGUUAAUGAACUAAUGA